AUGAUCUUCAACUCUAAGCUUCCUCUCCCCCCUGUCCCCUCGUGCGACGCCUUCAACUAUAUCUUCCAUGUCGGUCGCAGGGAUUACCCCGCCGAUCGCGUUCUAUACCGCGUCGAUGGUUCCGAUGAGACCUUAACACUGGGAGGUCUUGAGCGGAAGAGCAGGCAAUUUGCCGAUGCUAUUCGCGAAUACUACGACAUCGAACCCAAUGAUGUUGUGGCCAUUCUUGCUAAGGACAAGAUCAACUAUCCCAUCGCCUACUACGGCGCCCUCGCAGCCGGUGCUGUGGUUGCACCCAUUCCCGUGCAGAAGGAGAUGUCCGAAACAGAUAUCGCCGCCCGUCUCGAACAAUCCAAAGCCAAGCUGCUCAUCACGGACUCUGAACUGCUCGUCCUUGCCGAAGUAUCAGCUAUGCUUGCUGGCUGCGUCUCAGUCAUGACCCUGGAUGCCAACGACCAAGAAUGGCCUUCCGUCGACUCCCUCCUCCCCAUGGGCAACCCUGACGCCCGCGUUUUCGAACUCAAGACUCCCGAAGAAGUGGACGAGCACAACGCCUUCAUCAACCGCACCAGCGGCUCAACCGGUUCCAUGAAGUCGGUCCUCACUAGCCACGCCCACUACAUCUCCACCAUGGAGGCUACAGUCGGCACCAUCCCCGCCGAUACCGACCCGGAUCGCGAUGUCUGGGUGUCUCCUCUCUCUUUGGGCUUUUUCAUCAACGCUAAGCUCCACAUGGGAUUGAACAUUCUCCUUGGAAUCCCCGUAGUACUCAUGAAGAACACUCUCGACGAGACCACCGUUGAUGUUGUCGCCCGCCACCACAUCACUUUCCUCUUCAUCACGCCACCCAUCGCCGCUCGUCUCGCCCGCGCCGAUCUCUGCACUACCGAUGUUUCCAGCGUCAAGUGGCUCCUGACUGCCGGUGCCCCCAUGCAUGAGAACCUCCGCAACGCAGUGUCGCGCCAAUUCGGCGGCGUACAUCUCACACUCGAAUGGGCCACCUCCGAGACCAUGCUCCUCGCCAUGCAAACAGACGAGUCCUCCAAGCAGCCCGGCUCCAGCGGCACACUAGUCAACGGCAUCCAAGCCAAGGUGAUCAACACCGAAACCGGCCACGAGUGCGGCUACGGCGAAGAAGGCGAGAUCCUCGUACGCAGCGCCAUCGCCCGGUUCAAGGGCUACAAGGACAACGAGGUCGCCAACCGCGACUUCGACUCCGAGGGCUGGUUCCACACUGGCGACUACGGCUACCUGGACCAGGACUGCAACGUCUACAUCGUGGACCGCAUCAAGGAGCUCCUAAAGGUCGGCGAGGGCUACGGAUCGCACGUCUCCGCCGCAGAGAUCGAAUCCGUCCUCUUCGAACACCCCGCCGUCUCCAGCGUCGUCGUCGUCGGCAUCCGCAACACCGAGAUCCAAGUCGACGAGCCGACCGCCUUCAUCAUCCUUAAGCCCGAAUACCGCAGCAAGACCGCCCAAGUCUCCCGCGCCAUCGAAAGAUACGCCGACUCCAAGCUCACCGGCCUCCGCCGCUUGACUGGCGGCGUCCACUGCGUAUCCAGCUACCCCACCACCGGGUUCAAGAUUAACCGGAGAGCCCUGAAGUCGAUGGCUGUGCCGAAGAAGCCAAAUAUGUCCGUCGUGCAGUCGUACCUGCGGCCGGCUAUGUCCGCUAUCUCGAAUAUUCGGAUAGUUUGA
Messenger RNA from Aspergillus alliaceus, 1698 nucleotides. RefSeq names its product AMP-binding enzyme domain protein. The record is from RefSeq and is a predicted model, not a curated record. Gene Ontology annotation, molecular function: CoA-ligase activity. Lineage: Eukaryota; Fungi; Ascomycota; Eurotiomycetes; Eurotiales; Aspergillaceae. Gene Ontology annotation, biological process: secondary metabolic process. The transcript has 2 exons. The coding region runs from base 1 to 1698 and encodes 565 amino acids.